UAUUUUAGGGGUCUUAUCUAAAGGAGUAAAGACCGGGAAAAAAGGAAAAGAGAAGAUUGGGAAGGAAAGCGAAAAGAGACUGAAGGAAAAAGACAGUGAAGGUGUUAACGGUAAAGAAGAAAUGAGAAAAAAGGAAAAAGAAGAGAAAGAAGUGGUAGAGACAGAAAGAAGCGGGGAAGAAGAGGGGGAAGAUGAACUUGUUACACGUCGCCUGGAUUACCUUCUGGGGCGCCAGGUCAUCGGCGUGGCGGCUGGCAGGGGUUUCUCGCUCGCCCUUGUAGACCCCUUGGACCCGCCGGACCCCUCCGAAGGGACCCCACUCGCGGACCACCCCCAGACGCUGGCGGGUAGGGGGUCGCCGUGUAGGCUGUGCAGCCCGGGCACGACGAUGCCGGAGGGCUUAGACAACGAUGGCGACGGCGAUGGCGGCGCGAGGGAUAGGUGUCCCCUUGGGCUCUCCUUGUCGCCCAGAAAAGAGAAGGGGCCCGGGGGUGCUGCGAGGAAGGAGGGAAGGAAGGACGCCACAGGCUCCACGCUAAGCCACACGAGCGACCCCAAAAGAAGGAAGAAUUACAGUGAAGGGAGCGAGUUUGAGAUCGUGGAAUGCGAUGACAUAGACGGGGAUGAAGCAGGAGUAAGAGAACUGACCAAAGAAGUUAAGACAGAGCAAGAAAAGGAGGGAGAUGGAAGCGGAAGAACAGCGAAAGAGGAAAAAGGAGGAGGUGGGGGAACAGCCGCUGCCAACAGCCUCUUCAUCAACGCAGACGCGGCGCGACAGUUCAUCUCGAGGCAGUUAUCGUGGAUGACGUCCGCACAGGAAACCAGGGACAACGAAAGUGAACAGGGCAAGGACGAGAAGAAGGAAGACGAAAGAGUAACCACAAAGGAGGAGGAAGACAGAGAGGAAGAGGAGACGGUGCCUUCGGUCGCUGCCCCGACAACCCCGAGGAAGUAUGCUGACGCGGCCACGGAGCUCAUCCGCGAGAAUGUGGCGAGCGCGGCGACGUUGGUGGUGUCGGGCGUGCGCACAGUGGGUCAUAAGGUGGGCCACAGGGUGGGGCGCCUGUCACGUCAUUUCUCGGGCGCCAGUGCGGAGGGCGUGGUCGAAGGGCAAGAAGAAAAUGACGAUGACCCGCCGGAAGAACUCGCGCCGUCCGAAGAGGCUCUUGCGCUCACUACGCUGGUUCCGGCGGCGGAGGCGUUGGAUCAGGAGGGGCAGGCGGCGGCGGAGGCCGUGACGAGCCCGCCCCGUGACGCCAGCUCUGUAGCCGGAGCAGCGUCCAGCGGCACACAGAGCCUUCCUCGGAGGCUGCGGGACCGGGGGAUGGAGAGGGCGCGCGGCGCUCACGUGCGAACCGCCUCCGCGGGGGGCGCCUUCCCUUUCCUGAGGGGGCGUGCCGCGGGGAGGGCGCGCACGCCCACGCCCGAGGAAGUCGUGGCAGAGGGCAAGCGCGCCCUUGGCACGGAGGUUUGGGCAUGGGGCAGCUCAUACAAGGGGCAGCUGGGUACUGGCGACCUGCGUGCCCUGCGACCCACGCCCACAUGCCUCUACACCCUGAACCACUUAGGCGUGGCGCAGGUGGUGUGCGGCGACGCUCACUCCGCUGCCAGGACACUUGACGGUCAGGUCUACGUUUGGGGAGACACUUCCUCCGACCAGCUAGGCCCUCCUCCUCCGCCUCCUCUUCCUCUUUCUUCUCCUUCUCCUUCACUUCGCCGUCGAUCUUCUCCAUACCCUUCCCCCUCUUCCAACCGUCGCUCUUCUCCAGUUUCUUCAUCUUCUUCCAAUUCUUCUGCUACUUCCUCUUUUUGUUCAAUAUCUCCUCAUUCGCAAGGGAUUAAAUAUCCCCAACGUCUGCGCUUACCUUCCGAAGAGGAAGAAGAAGAGGAAGAAGAGGAAGUUGAAGAAGAUGACAAAAUAGAAGCGGAAGAAGACAAAGAGGAAAAGGAAGGUGAGAGAACUGGAGAAGAGAGGCGAAAAGACGAAAGAGAAACAGCAAAGAAAUUUAUCAAACAAGACGAAUGGAGAAAACGAACGGAAGUAAGACAAGAAAGAAAGAGAAGAAAAAGAGAAGUAAGGAGAGGGGAAGAGCUCGCGGUGGACAUCGCAGCCGGGAAGGAUUUCCUUCUCAUCGCCACGAUCACCGGAAGGCUCCUCUACGUCGGCGCACUCAGGUUAGGCCCUGCGGCAGCCACUCCGAUUGGCGCGGGCAUGGUCCCUGCGUCAGGAGUGAAGCAGGCGCGGGUAGGCUCACUCGCGUCGGAAGUGGAAGUCAGACAGGACAGGCAGCACGGUUCAGAGCUAUAGGCAAACUCUCGGGAGGUUCAUAAUGUUAACACACACC
Messenger RNA from Penaeus monodon (black tiger shrimp), 2345 nucleotides. RefSeq names its product alsin-like. The coding region runs from base 122 to 2308 and encodes 728 amino acids. The transcript has 3 exons. The record is from RefSeq and is a predicted model, not a curated record. NCBI's taxonomy places the organism in Eukaryota, Metazoa, Arthropoda, Malacostraca, Decapoda, Penaeidae.